CGUACGCGGCCGAUUGCGACCCUCGCCCCCCUCGCCCCUCCCCACACCACACCACACCACACCACACCACCGAAACUGCCCCGCCUCCGCAGCCGCCGCCCGCGCCCACGCCCGCUCGUCCUCCCCGCGCCGCCUCGGGGACGCCCCGGUCGGCGAUGUGGCGGGAGCAUGCUGGGCCCGCUCCUCAGGCUCCUCUCGGCGUGCGGCGGGGUCUGGCCCACCUCGCCGGCCCCUGGCGCCGCCGGCGCCGCGGCCUCGGCCUCCUCCUCCUCCGGGGACGACUCUGAGGGCCGCGACGGCCUGCUCUGGUGGCGCGACCUCGCGCGCUGCCACGCUGGCGACGUCUCCGUCGCCGUCGCCCAGGCCAACCAGGUGCUCGAGGACCAGUGCCGCCUCGACUCCGCCCCGCCCCUCGGCACCGUCGUCGGCGUCUUCGACGGCCACGGCGGCCCCGACGCCGCCCGCUUCGCCUGCGACCACCUCGUCCCCAACCUCCGAGAGGCGUCCUCAGGCCCGCGGGGCGUCACCGCGGACGCCAUCAGGGAGGCGUUCCUGGCCACAGAGGAAGGCUUCCUCGCGCUCGUGUCAAGCCUCUGGGAGGCCCAGCCGGACAUCGCCACGGCCGGGACGUGCUGCCUCGUCGGCGUCGUGCACAACAGGACCCUUUUCGUCGCCAACCUCGGCGAUUCCCGGGCUGUUCUCGGGAAGAAGGUGGGCCGCGCCGGGCAGAUUACCGCGGAGCAGUUGUGCAGCGAGCACAAUGCCAAUCAGGAGGCUGUCAGGCAGGAGCUCAAGGCUCAACACCCAGAUGAUGCGCAGAUAGUUGCACUCAAGCAUGGGGUCUGGAGAGUGAGGGGCCUCAUACAGGUGUCUAGAUCAAUCGGCGAUGUAUACCUGAAACAUGCAAAGUAUAACACAGAGCGAAUCAAACCCAAGUUCAGGCUUUCUGAAUCAUUCAGCAAGCCAUUGUUGAGUGCUGAUCCAGCUAUCAUCUCCCGCAAUCUUGAACCAAAUGACUGUUUCAUCAUAUUCGCGUCAGAUGGUUUGUGGGAACACCUGAGCAAUCAGGAAGCUGUUGAGAUUGUUCACAACCAUCAACAUGCUGGAAGUGCAAGAAGACUCAUAAAAGCCGCUCUACAAGAAGCAGCGCGGAAGCGUGAGAUGCGUUACUCGGACCUUACAAAGAUCGAUAAGAAAGUUCGCAGGCAUUUUCAUGAUGACAUUACUGUCAUCGUCUUAUUUAUAAACCAUGACCUAUUAUUGAAAGGUGCUCCGCAAGGACAACCCCUCUCCAUCAGAUGUGCCCUAGAUUAUUGACAGUGAGCUAGUUCAUCCACUGGUGUUCAGCUCCUAUGGGCAGCCAUAUCCAGAGUCAGCUGACAUGGUCAACCGGUUGUGAAAAGCGCACAACCUCCGGCACCAGUUUCCUUUUUCGUUUCCCAUUUUUGCACAUAUAAAAUUGACAAGUUGCUGAAAAUGGCCAGUUUCCCCUCUUGAACUAUGUCGGAUAAAAUGCGGAUACUCUUCGGUUUUGGAGAUAUAUGUCUAGGCUCUAGAGCGUGAGGGAAGUUUAUAAAGGCUUACAGUAUGUAACUUCUGAUCGGUUCGUUCUCUUUCUUACAGCUACAGCUAGUUCGUUUUGUAUGUGACAAUUGGCAGCAUGUUUAACCACAGCCCCCUGGCGUUUGACAGCGACCCGGUUACAGUACUCGAGGCUGUCAUGAUCAGA
Sorghum bicolor (sorghum) is the source of this 1729-nucleotide messenger RNA. RefSeq names its product probable protein phosphatase 2C 36. The record is from RefSeq and is a predicted model, not a curated record. Lineage: Eukaryota; Viridiplantae; Streptophyta; Magnoliopsida; Poales; Poaceae. Gene Ontology annotation, molecular function: cation binding; protein serine/threonine phosphatase activity. Gene Ontology annotation, biological process: protein dephosphorylation. The transcript has 4 exons. Bases 169 to 1317 code for a protein of 382 amino acids.